AUGCCAAUCCUACCCACCAUUGCAACUCCUUUUGGCUCUGAACUAAGCUUGAGCGACCUGUUUGCCAUUGAUGACACCAGGCGAAAGAGAAUCGAUGCAAAUUCUUCCAAAGAUUCCCAUGACACCAUUGAAACAACAUCCUGCUCAAAAUGGAGCUUCAGUUUCCUCGAGGCCGAGGUAUUGACACCCAAGAGUAUUCUGAAGAAAGCAACAAACAGCAGUGGAAGCAUCGACACGAACGAGGACGAACACUUGCAAUCUUGGAUUGAACAGCCCAUUCCCGGUUGUAUUGAGUCAUCGAUCGGCUCCAGCAAUAGGCAAAGGCAGUACAGAAGAAGGAUCUCGGGCCAGUCAUCCAACAAGUACUAUGCGUGCAUGAAAAGACGUUUCCUUGGAAGACAGACACGCAGGAGUAGACAAGAACCAAGGGUUCGUCAAAUAAGAACUGAGAAGACUGUAGAAGAACAAUGGGUCCGCACCUGCAGAUUCUUGUGGUAA
Molecule: messenger RNA, 498 nt
Organism: Cylindrotheca closterium
Lineage: Eukaryota; Bacillariophyta; Bacillariophyceae; Bacillariales; Bacillariaceae
Source: the annotation of a GenBank genome assembly